This is a messenger RNA of Leptopilina boulardi, 2190 nucleotides long. It is a transcript of the gene Got1, whose product is annotated as aspartate aminotransferase, cytoplasmic. Bases 216 to 1448 code for a protein of 410 amino acids. Gene Ontology annotation, cellular component: cytosol. The record is from RefSeq and is a predicted model, not a curated record. Gene Ontology annotation, biological process: L-aspartate biosynthetic process. Lineage: Eukaryota; Metazoa; Arthropoda; Insecta; Hymenoptera; Figitidae. The transcript is spliced from 7 exons. Gene Ontology annotation, molecular function: pyridoxal phosphate binding; L-aspartate:2-oxoglutarate transaminase activity.
UCUAUCUAAACUAGAAAUUCCGUUUAUCCAGCUGAUCCAGAAGCUUUCCCUUCCCUGAAACACAUUAGUAUUAUCAAGUGCUUUCAACAAUACUGUAAUAUAUUUCUGACUCUAUAGGACAUUGUAUUUUUUUUAUCAAUUAUAACAUAAAUCAACAACAAACUGUUGCUCUUUGUGACUGUCUUCGAAAGACUAUAUUUCAAAAAACAGUGAUCAUGACUACCAGAUUCUCUGACAUUAAACUUGGACCUCCCAUUGAAGUUUUUGCCCUUUCAAAGGCCUAUGUGGAUGAUACGUUCGAAAAUAAAGUGAACCUCGCUGUGGGAGCUUACCGAACAAAUGAGGGGAAACCAUGGGUUUUGCCAGUGGUUCAUAAAGUUGAACAAAAUUUAGCCAAUGAUAAUUUACAAAAUCAUGAAUAUUUGCCAGUUCUUGGUUUGGAUUCAUUUUCAAAAUCGGCAACAAGUAUGUUAUUAGGCGCCAAUUCAUCAGCAAUAUUGGAGGGUCGUGCUUUUGGAAUACAAACAUUAUCUGGAACUGGAGCAUUGAGAGUGGCCGCUGAAUUUUUAUCUCGUAUUCUUCAUUACGACACAUUCUACUAUAGCACACCAACCUGGGAAAAUCAUAAAUUGGUGUUUAUGAAUGGAGGAUUUAAGAAAGGAUGUGAAUACCGAUAUUGGGAUGCGGAAAAAAGAGGAAUCGAUUUGGAGGGUAUGUUAAUGGAUUUAAAAAAUGCUCCCGAAAAUGCGGUUAUAAUUUUACACGCCUGUGCACACAAUCCAACUGGAUGUGAUCCUACUUUAGAGCAAUGGGCAAAAAUUGCCGAUGUGAUUGUUGAAAAACGAUUGUUUCCCCUUUUCGACAGUGCUUAUCAGGGAUUCGCUAGCGGAGAUUUGGAACGAGAUGCUGCGGCAGUGCGCAUGUUUGCUGAUAGGGGUAUUGAAUUUAUUUGUACUCAAAGUUUUGCAAAAAAUUUUGGUCUCUAUAAUGAACGUGUAGGAAAUAUGGCUUUGGUUUUAAAUGACACUAAAGAAAUAGUUGAAGUAAAAUCGCAAAUAACAUUAAUUAUUCGUGGAAUGUAUAGUAAUCCUCCAAAUCAUGGGGCACGAAUUGUUUCAACUGUUUUAAAUAAUAUCGAACUUUACGAGCAAUGGAAAGAUCAUAUUCGUACAAUGUCGGAUAGAAUUAAAAAAAUGCGAUCAGGACUACAUGAGAGAUUAGUGAAAUUAGAAACGCCAGGCACUUGGGAACAUAUUGUCAGUCAAAUUGGAAUGUUUUCAUACACUGGACUCAAUGAAAAACAAGUAGAGCACCUGGUAAAACACUAUCAUAUCUAUUUACUUCGCAGUGGUCGCAUUAAUAUGUGUGGAAUAAAUGAAAAUAAUAUCGACUAUGUUGCAAAAGCUAUUAACGAGACAGUUAAUCGAUUCCCAAAAAUCGAAAAUUGAAUGCAUUUAAAAAAUGUGUUUUGAAAAGUACAAAAAUGAAAAAUACAAAUCCUAUGGACAUUUAAUAUUUCUAAAAAAAAAAACAAUUACUAAUGUCCAAAAAAAUUAACGUUAAGGACAAAUUUUUAUUUGUAUUUAGAUUCCUUUGGACCAAAUGAGAAAAUAGCAACAAAUUAGAAUUAAUAGUGUAUAUAAUAGAAAAUUGCGCAGCAUUGCAACUAUUUUAAUAUAUAAUUCGUUAGCUAAAUGUUAGCGUUGACUAUAUGUAAAAUUUGAUUUUUACAAAAUUUAAAAAAAAAAUCCAUUUUAAUAUUCUCACUCUUGAGAAGCUAUUUUAUCUUAAAAACAGAAGUUUUCAUGAUAAAAGGUCCUAUGAGAGCAAAUAAAAAAAAAAGAAAAAUGACGUAUCAUAUUAUACAAUCAGUAUGUGCCAAGCUGAUUCGUUGACAAUAUCAAUUUAAAUAUAAAAUUCAUUAAAAAAAAAUUAUUUAAUCAAUUUAUAUUCUAUCAUUUAAAUAUUAAAAAAAACAAGGUGAAAAAUUGAAUUGAAUUUCAAAUCGGAAUUUACAUUCUGUGGCCUUAAAUGACACAAUGAAAGAAUAAAAUUUUUAGCCGAUUACUGCCAAAUGCAAUAUUAAUUAAAUAAUGAAAAUUUCGUCUGAUUUUUUUUUACACUAUGGAAAAUAUAUUUUUCACCGAUUCUUUUAUUUUUUAAAUAAACUUAUUUUUAAUAUUUACGAUU